AAACGCUAGCUCACACAGUCAGUUAGUGUGAGGGAAAAAUGGAUGUACCCUGUUGUUGUUGUUUUUGUUUUUUUUUUUACCAGCAAAUGGGUUAAAACUGAAACACUAGCGUCCUCUCAUGCUGAACCAGGAAAACAAGUUCGUUCCGAGGCAUCACUGUUCCAGAAACACUCUCCUUCUCCAGAGGUGGUGUGUCAUGCUACAGGUUUCUUCCCCAAAGCAGUGAUGAUCUCCUGGCAGAAGGACGGAGAGGAGGUGCAUGAGAACGUGGAGCUCAGAGAGACGUUACCCAACCAGGAUGGAAGCUUCCAGAAGAGAAGCAUUCUGACAGUUCCAGCUGAGGAGCUGCAGAAACACACCUACACCUGCGUGAUUCAGCACAGCAGCUUGGAGAAGGAGUUAGUGCUGCCUGUGAGCGAGCGCCGAAUCCUGAGAGGUGGAGGAUCAGAUGGAGGAUCAGAUGAAGGGCAGAAAUGUGUCAUUGCUGCUAUAGUCGUGGUUCACAUGGUUCUUUUUGCUGUUGCUGCUGAAUGUGUGAUCUGGAAGAAAAGGAAGUCUGGGGAGAGGAAGAAAGAAACAAAAAAUAAGUUCAGCAGAGCAACUGGAGACAUUGAACUUGAACUUGGAUCUUGUCACAUGGACAGAGACGUCAGGAAGGAGCUGGGAUGAUUCAGCAGCCAAUGGACACUUUGCAGUUUGGAAGGAUUGCCCUGGACAUGACCUUAUUCCAUGAAACUUUACAAAAUCCCUUCAAAUAAGGUCAUGAGAUGAGUGAAAGCAGGAGGUAUAAAGAAAUUGGGUUUUAAGUGUACAGGAGGUGUGGGAGUAAGACCAGGAGGAGGAACAGUAGGAGCUGAGGGAGAGCAGAGGGGUGUGUGUGUGUUGUUCACUCAGACAGGUGAACCUGGUCAUGGAGAGAGGCUUUACUACCGGACAUCUUUGUAAGACUGAUGGAACAUCUGCGAUUGUGAGUAUGUAAUGGUGAUCUUUUUUGAAGAAGAUGAUCUUGUCACUGUAACUUUAUAAGUGCAAUUACAGUCAUGGGG
Messenger RNA from Pangasianodon hypophthalmus (striped catfish), 1046 nucleotides. RefSeq names its product BOLA class I histocompatibility antigen, alpha chain BL3-7-like. Gene Ontology annotation, biological process: immune response. Lineage: Eukaryota; Metazoa; Chordata; Actinopteri; Siluriformes; Pangasiidae. The record is from RefSeq and is a predicted model, not a curated record. The coding region runs from base 43 to 669 and encodes 208 amino acids. The transcript has 3 exons. Gene Ontology annotation, cellular component: external side of plasma membrane.